CGGCUCGACGCUCGAUCAUAGUGAACGCGCGCAUUGUUAUAAAUUUGUUUACGUACGGCUUAUCGCGGUACCCGCUAGGUUUUUACCUGCGGGCGCCUUGCGCACAUCUGUUGACCGUCGAUUACAAUAAUAAUGGACGAACAAUAUGAAUACGAGAAUGAAUAUGAAAACAAAAAUAUAUGUCAAUCUAAUUUUUUGAGUGAAAAUGAGAUGGUAGCGGAUAUCAUAGAAGUAGAAUCAAAACUAUUAGAGGUAUCACAUGAAGUAAGUAAAGAUAACGAGGAGCAGAAAGCCAGCAAAAGGGACAGAGAAGAAGAUGAAGAAGACGAAUGGAAAUUAGUCCAAAAAAAAAACGAAAAGAAGUAUAAAUCUAGAAGUGAAAAAGAAUAUUUUGAAAUUUAUAUUUCAUCCAGAGAAAAGUUACCAAAACAGUUCGCUUUAGCUAAAAUUUUCUGUAAUGAAGGAAUAAUAAAUAUCGAAAAAAUUAAAUAUAUUAAUCCAUUUAAGAUAAGAGUCGACGUUGAUAAUGAAGUUAUGGUACAUAAGAUUGAACAAUGUAAAAAGUUCAUAGAUCUUGGAUGGAGAAUUCAGAGAGCCAUGGAGGUUAAUCUUUCCUAUGGAGUCAUUAAGAAUGUAGAUAUAGAAUUGUCAGAAGAAGAGAUUGUAAAAAGUAUUAUUUGUCCAAAUCCAGGAGAACUGAUUUCUGUAAGCAGACUUUUACGUCGAAAUCGAGAAGGGGAUGAUUGGAAACCUAGUGAGUCCAUACGUCUAUGCUUUAAAGGAUCCUAUCGUCCGUCGUACAUAUGUGUAGAUGGACUACGAAUCCAAGUUGAACCUUAUGUUUUUCCAGUGUCACAAUGUUCCCGGUGUUGGAAGCUUGGACACACAUCGAAACGAUGUUCCAACACAAAUGUAGUAUGUCCGAAAUGUGGUGAUAACCACCCCAAUUGUGAUACUACAAUGUUUAAAUGUAGUAAUUGUGGAGGCCAACAUAUGUCUCUGCUACGAUCUUGUCCGGCGUAUCGAAAAGAGAAGAGGUUAAGGGAGUUAAUGGCUGAAUUUAACUGCACAUAUAGAAAAGCUCUGACCUUAUAUGUACCAACCGAGUCUCAUAAACUGGAAAAUUAUAAAUCCAAUGUUAACUCAGAUAAUAAACAAACAAGUAAUAUGUUUGAUAUUUUACCACAAGAACCUUCCCCAAUAUUAUUCAGAGAAGUGCCAACAUAUGCUGAUAUUGUAAAAGAAACCUCUACUACGCCUCAAAGUAAAAGACUUAAAAAAACAAUGUACCAUUCUUUAGGAAAACACAAUCGGUUCGAAGAAGAUCUUCCUGUUGAGUUCGACGAUAAUUUAAAUAGUAACACAGAUAAAAAAUAUGAAAAGAAAAGAGAAGUUAAAUUUAAUUCAUGA
Messenger RNA from Vanessa tameamea, 1410 nucleotides. RefSeq lists its product as uncharacterized. The record is from RefSeq and is a predicted model, not a curated record. The transcript has 2 exons. NCBI's taxonomy places the organism in Eukaryota, Metazoa, Arthropoda, Insecta, Lepidoptera, Nymphalidae. The coding region runs from base 133 to 1410 and encodes 425 amino acids.